CAACGUUUUUAGAGAGUGUUUGUAAAACUCGCCGUCGGAGUGAAAAUGUUCAAGAAUACAUUUCAAAGUGGAUUUCUUUCAAUACUUUACAGUGUUGGCAGUAAACCUCUUCAGAUAUGGGAUAAAAGCGUAGUUUAAAAUUUCUAACUCACGAAGGAUACUAGGUAAUGAAUGGACAUAUAAAAAGAAUAACAGACAAUGAUAUACAGUCACUUGUGUUAGAGCUGAUGGGAACUAACGUCAGCACCACAUUCAUCACUUGUCCGGCGGAACCUAAGCGAAGUUUAGGCAUUAAGUUACCAUUCCUUGUGAUGAUUAUUAAGAAUCUAAAGAAGUAUUUCACCUUUGAAGUCUUGAUUUUAGAUGAUAAGAAAAUUAGACGGAGAUUUCGAGCUAGCAAUUAUCAGAGUACCACUCGUGUAAAACCUUUUAUUUGUACCAUGCCAAUGCGCUUAGAUGAAGGAUGGAACCAAAUUCAGUUUAACCUUUGUGACUUCACAAGACGCGCCUAUGGAACUAAUUACGUCGAAACGCUGAGAGUACAAAUUCAUGCCAACUGUCGCAUACGCAGAGUCUACUUUUGUGAUCGGUUGUAUUCAGAAAGCGAGCUACCCCCAGAGUUCAAAUUGUAUCUUCCAGUUCAACAAAAAGUAGCUGCUUCUUAAUCCUGAGAGAAGGCAUUGACAAAUACAUGCAAAUUUUUAAAAACAACAUAAUAGGAUGUUCAUUUAAUGCCUGUGAGAAAUUUAUUUGUAAAAUGAACCAAGUAAAUAAUAACUCAGAUAAAAA
Molecule: messenger RNA, 789 nt
Organism: Schistosoma mattheei
Lineage: Eukaryota; Metazoa; Platyhelminthes; Trematoda; Strigeidida; Schistosomatidae
Source: the annotation of a GenBank genome assembly